CGGUAUACGUCGGCCUGCAGACCUUGUUUUCAAACAGUCGUCGAGGUUGAACGGGUGCCUCGCGUACGUUCGAGCUUCUUGAUCGACGCGAUCUCUUUUUCUUCGAUGGAUCAUCAUUUUUUAAAAACAAUUGCGAAAUUUGUGAAGGAUGGAUGGGAAUGAAAAGAAAAUCUUGAAGAUCCCUUCGAGGAAUCUCGUUCGACGUGUUGUUAAACAAUUUAAUGUCAAAAAUUGAGACCUUUCGAAAGAAAAUUAUUAAUCAAGUGCCGGAAAAAUUUCAAAAUCGAAAGUAAAAAAAGUAAAAAGUCGUUUCGGCGAUUUCAUUUCUCGCGUACAAACUUGUGAAUUUCUUUUUUCUUUCCCUUUUUCUUUUUUAUAUAUAAUCAAGAAACAACUGUCAUCUAUAGAAGUUAAUUCGUAGAUCAUACGAUCUUAUAAUAUCAACGAACGAUAUCGGUUACGUUGACGUUUCAAAAGUGAAACGUUUCAAGAUCGAUCUUUCGAUCAUAUUUUCGGCAUCGUUCUUCAUGUUUAUUCGAAACCUUUUAAUUAGGACGUUAAUUACGACGGUUAAUAAAAGUCACGAGGGUAUAUCACGAAAAAUGAUAAGAUCGCGGACUCCGUAAAAUUGACGAUUUCCGAGACGUAUUCACGAAUGAAAUUAUCACUAAGACUAAUCUCCAUUUUAUUAUGUGACUUUCGAUCUUCGUCUCGUUGACGAAACACGAAUAUUAAAAAUUAAGGUAAUAAGAUUCUAUUUAAAGAAACAAAAAUUUUUUAAAUCGUAACGACGAACGAAAAAAGAAAUAAAAAACAAAAGAAAAGAAAGAAAAGAACAAAUAGUAAAAAGAAUUUCGCGAAGCUCGUGAAUUUUUAUUGCAUAAAGCGAAUCGUCAUCAAACAUGCGAUAUUAAGUCGAGGAAGAAGGUCUAGUGUAUCCUCGCCGUCUGCGAUAGUGCGAAAGGUUGAUCGCUCGAUCCAAGGUUAUCUAUGACAUUCGAAGACUAUACGAACGUGCAACGAGGCCAACUUAUGAGUAUUCGCUUGAACGAUAUUCAUCUAGAUGUAUACGUAAUUAUCGUUCUCACGAUCUAAACGAGGUAAAACGACAUUUUGCCAUUUCUAAGGAAAGAAAAAUAUCGAACUUCGUAGAAUUCGAUCGUUCGAAAGUGUCUCUCGAUUUAUACCGGACAAACAUUGUGACUUUCCUUUCGAUCGAUAAAAGGCCAUCCUCGCAAAAUUGCAGUACUUUAUCUCUCUCUCCCUUUCUCUCUCUCUCUCUCCUUCUCUCUCUCUCUCUCUCUCUCUCUCUUACUCUCUCUUAUGCGAUAAUGGGAUUACGAGUACUUAAUUGUACGUCAUCCGGUGGAGUGCAUCUGUUUAUAUCGACGCCUUGUUUAAUGAAGUUAACACGUGAGGCAUCUUAAGAUUGUCAGUGUAAAUUACAAAAGUAUUUAACUCACUAUGGGACGGAAACACAAGCGUCGUUUAAUACCGGAACAGGAUCGCAGGAUAUGCGGCAGUAUCUGCUUUUGCCAAUUCACCAUUGUCAUCAGUUGCGUGGCUUUAGUUUACCUCAGCGUUGCGAUUUAUAUGCCGUCGCACAGAGCUUUUCAUGCAGGAAUAGAUCCCGAUCCGGUAAUGUGCCAAACAGUUAAUGCCACUCUAGUAAAUAACUGUAUAUGGGCGAGUUGCGGUGAAUGGUGUUUGACGAAAACUACCGGCUUUUGUCCCCAAAUUCACGCAACGGUCAGACAGAAUGGCACGGACGUCAUCUUUGAAAAUUGCACCAAGUUCAAUAGCAUCUCUUGUCCUCAAGUGAACAUGGGAAAUCUGAAGAAAUACAAUUGCAAUAAUGGCAGUGAAUGUAGCACACUCUCGGGUGUGUUCAAUUGCAGUUUAGGACAUUGCUCGAAUAUGAGCGAAUUGAUGCUUUGUCAUCAUAAGGCGGACGGUAUCAUGGUCGACAGUGAGAAAGAUAAUAUGAAACUUAAUGGCUUCUUCAGUUGCCAGAAUUCGAGAUGUACGAAAAUCAAGAGGCCUUUCUCGUGCGAUCGAUACUGCCCUAAGAUAAUCACGAACGAUAUCAACGUCUUUCUCAUGCAAGACGAUAACGUCAUCACGGCUAAGUGUUCUCAUGGCUUAGCACUGAAUAAAGCUAAUGGAAAUUUGCCUGGUACGAGACUAACAGAUCCGGUGAAGAUUUGGGAUGAAGAAAGUGGUAGCAUCGUUGCAAGUUGUCUAAUGGUUAGCAAAAAAGGAAACAUCAUUAGAACGGAAGAUUGCGUUAACGGCACGUCUUUGAAUAAAAUCACGAUUCCCGAACACUAUGUCAAUUUUACAAGUUUUCUCAAUAUUUACGAGGAAAGUCUUCAGUAUCCCGUCGAUUCAGAAAAUGCUUACAUACCCGCCCAACGAUCGCUUACAAUUUACAACAAUUCGCGUUUGUACAUCAACCUGGAGGGUUGCGUCAACACUCUUAAGGGUGAGUGUCGUGAUUUCCUUAAAAGUCACGGACGAGAUGGCGACAAUCAAACGGCUCAAAGUAGAUAUCCCUGUUAUUACAAAAAGAACGACUCGUUCUUUGUUGUGGCACGUUUCGAUCUGAACAAGACAAAAACCGAGUUGCUUAUCGCUAUCAUCGUACCGUCGGGACUUUUCGUUAUCAGCUUGAUAACCUUGAUUGUGAUAACUCGCUCAGUGCAAGUUGGCGAUGACGCUAAGAUGCGAUGUAGAUAUUGCACAGAGAAGAAUGAGGACGAGGGCGAGGACGAAGGAUUGGUUGAAGGUACACCUACUACUCCUCAAGAUCAUACCAAUGAGAAUGAGAUCAGAAGUAUGUCGCUCUAGCAGUUUACACCGCUCGGCAUGAGCAAUUCCUUGAAAUACGAAAGAUUGCCAUUGAUCGACACGGACGAAGCCGAAGAUUCUUUCUAAAAGGAAAACUAAAUCAAAUAGAAAAGAAUCGACAAAACAUCGAAAUACGUUUAUAGACGCAAGGAAAAUAAAAGCAAGGAAAUGAAAGAAAAAGCUAAGAUUACAAAUCUUAUUACACACAUCGUCUUCCUGACGCGAUAAUUCGAAUGAAAUUGAAUGGAAGAGGAACGGAAAGAAAAGAAAAGAAAAGAAAAGAAAAAAAAAAGAAAGGUAAAAAAGAUAUUAAAUACAUACACAAAUAUACCCAUAUAGGGGCCAAAUUAUAAUAUAUGUAUUUAACUGUAUAUUUAUAUACUGUGCAUUUAUUAUGAGAAAUAUUUAUAAUAAUUAGAUCACUGUUGCCUUCGAUGUAUCGUGACCAUUGCGUGUCAAACUUAAACCGAUCCGACAUUUUCUAAAAUAUCUGUAUGAAAUCCGUACUACUCUGUCGUUCCUAUCGAUUAUUAUCGAUAUAAAAAAAGGAAAGAUUAAUAUAAAAGAGUUAAAUUUACAUGAUCGGCUUUCGGUAACAAGCUUUCGUGUAUGUACAAAAGUAGUUUUAGGAGAAGACCUAUGUAUAUAUAAAUAUAUACAUACAUAUAUAUAUAUAUAUAAAUAUAUACAUACAUAUAUAUAUAUAUAUAUAUAUAUAUAUAUAUAUAUAUAAUAUAUUGUUACGAAAUAAGGGAUGUUCUACGAAAAUUUUUUUUAACGCUCUAGCGUUAACGUAAAAGAUAAGUAUCGUCUUUUUGAAACGAGUUCUUAUUUUUUGAGAACUUUCUUUAGAAUAAGAGUAUUUUACUUAAUCUGUGUAUAAUGUAUAACUUUGUAUGUCAGUUCAACAGCUACAACUGCCUUUAAUUUUCUUUAAAAGAAGAAUAAAAACUAAAACAAAAAUUUAAAAAAAAAAAGAAAAAAAUAAAAACAAUAAAUAAAAAGAAACAAAGAAAUCUUUAAGAUGAUCGAAAAAUUGAACGAAAAUAAUAUAAUUUGUUCACAAACGGAUAUUCUUCUAUACAUGUAUUACUUAUAUAUUAUUAUUAUUAUCAUCAUCAUCAUCAUCGUUAUCAUUAUUAUGCAGAAUGUCUAAAGAAUAUGGAGAUAUAUUAAGAGUUAUUUCAACACAUCUAAAUAAUAAAAAGAAUGCAUACAACAAUAUGUCAUAUUUGACUUCGUUUUCGAGUUACGAGCGAAUUUUUUUAUCACAAUAAUUGUUCGUUCGUUAAAUUGAUGAAAUUCAAUGAAAUGAAAAAAUUAAAUAAAUUUUUCAGCAAAUCCAAUCAACAUCAGAACAUAUGAAAAGAAAGUUAUUAGUAAGAUAUUUUGCAGUGUUGUAUUCAAAAGCAAGAAAAUCAUUUCGUAUAUCUCUUGUAAAAGUAAGCAGAUGGACUUCGUUAAAAAUCAUAUUCACUAUAAUUCGUAAACAAAAUCAAAUAUGUUUCUGUGAAUUAUUUUUAUUGUUUAGAUGCGUUGAAAUCAUCCCUAAAAUAUUUCCCAAUAUUCUGAGACAUCGCGUAUAAUGAAUGGCGAAAGUAACGAACAUAAAAUUUGUUAUCGAUUCGAAAUCAAAAUUAUAACUGAAUUAUAGUUCAAAGAAAAUCAACAAUAAACGUUAUUAUUAUCAUAAUUCAAAGCAUUUCUAUACGGCGAGAAUUAUUCGAUACGCCAUCGAUCGAUAUAUUGACUCUCGAAAGUCUCAUUGCGUUAAUUAAAAGCAAGACGUAUUUGCAUAGGACAUUAAGAAUUCGUGAGAGUAAUCAUAUAGAUAUAUGGCACAAGAGUAUAGUGGUUUUUUACGACCGCUUAAUCAUCGUCUGUUUCCAGAACGAAGUAUUAGUUAUGUUCAAUUAUAUGUGUAUAUAUAUAUAUAUAUAUAUAUAUAUAUAUAUGCGUGUAUGAUCCAUAAGCCGAUAAUCGUUUGAAAAUUAUAAGAAAAGAAAAUAUUACAUUAAAUAUACGAUCUAAUUACAUGUAAUAUUGAUUAGAAAUGUAUAUCGGUGUCAGCUUAUAUUUCACAUUUAACAUUCUCAUCAUUGCAAUUUUUCGACUAUACGUAUAAAAUAUUUUAUGAGAUUACAUAUAUAACGAAUUUCAUUGAAUAUCUUCCGUGGUAAGCGAGUGUAAAAAAAUAAAAACAAAAAAAAUAAUAUAACGAAAGUUCUUACAUGUAUAAAACAAAAACAUAUACGUACCAAGAUAAAUUACCGAUCUCUAAAUUCACUGUUAAUCUAUGUGCCUUCUCUUCCGUUUAGAUAUUGAUCGCGAUAAAAAUUUCGUGAUCUUUUAGUUCAAGAAAUAUCCGAAUAAAAAUGUGGCCACAUUAUGUAACUGUCUAAAAAAUGUUUCUAUUAAUGGAGAAACAUUAAAAAAUUGUAUCUUUUUUGUAUGAUAACGAUCUGUAAUAAAUGUAUAUCGUAAAAAUUGUA
This is a messenger RNA of Vespa crabro (European hornet), 5342 nucleotides long. RefSeq lists its product as uncharacterized. Bases 1465 to 2850 code for a protein of 461 amino acids. NCBI's taxonomy places the organism in Eukaryota, Metazoa, Arthropoda, Insecta, Hymenoptera, Vespidae. Gene Ontology annotation, biological process: regulation of sodium ion transport. The transcript is spliced from 6 exons. The record is from RefSeq and is a predicted model, not a curated record. Gene Ontology annotation, molecular function: sodium channel regulator activity.